AUGUUGUGUCGAUUAGUGGGCCCACCGGCGAGCCAUCCACUGCUGCGGUCGGGCGCUGUGUCUGUAGAGCACCGGUACGUGAGGGCAGUGCACACGACAUGUGUGUUGUCCGGGAAGCGUAACUUCCGGAAGUUCCCGGUGCCCAAUGAGCGAGGUCAGUUUGAACACCACAAACUGCCCACACCACUGCUCGAGAAGGAGUUCGAUUACCCCGUCUUCAGGGACACGCUGUUGAUCCGAUGGCCCGGCUAUUGGUUCCGCAAGAAGUUCGUGUACGUCAAGGAAAUGGAGCCACAAUUGGUUGUUCCCGACCUCAAGGGCUUCCCACUCAAGCCCUACGUGUCGUACAGGUGUCCCGAGAUAACGCAGACUGAGUUCACCGCCAGAGAUCUCUUCAACGCCACUCUCGCCGACGAUAUCAUCGAUAAGUUCAAAAGUGGUCAACAAAUGGAGGCGGAGGUCAGUGAGGAAGACGUCCAAAAGGCCCGCAUUCGGGCCAAACAGACCGGCGCUGAUCUCUUCAUUGAUGGCAACUUCUUCGGCAUUCAGCCAUAA
This is a messenger RNA of Oppiella nova, 555 nucleotides long. NCBI's taxonomy places the organism in Eukaryota, Metazoa, Arthropoda, Arachnida, Sarcoptiformes, Oppiidae. The record is from the annotation of a GenBank genome assembly.